Messenger RNA from Acomys russatus (golden spiny mouse), 411 nucleotides. It is a transcript of the gene Gon7, whose product is annotated as GON7 subunit of KEOPS complex. Lineage: Eukaryota; Metazoa; Chordata; Mammalia; Rodentia; Muridae. The record is from RefSeq and is a predicted model, not a curated record. The transcript is spliced from 2 exons. Bases 71 to 298 code for a protein of 75 amino acids. Gene Ontology annotation, cellular component: EKC/KEOPS complex.
CCCGGCCGCGGACCGGCUUCCGCUUCCGGGUGGCGAUUGUCUGGCGCGCUGUUGAAGCUCAGCGGUCGCCAUGGAGCUUUCGGGCGAGUACGUCGGCUGUGACGGGGAGUCGCGACGGCUUCAAGUGUCCUGUGAGGCGUCGGGCGACGCGGACCCUCUCCAGAGCUUGGCUGCGGGCGUGGCCCAGAUGAAGGAGUUGGUAGCCGAGUUCUUCGGGUCCCUAGUGGAGCAGGAUGCGCAGGGCAUGGCGGCAGAUCCGGACGACGCUUUGGAUGGCUCCUGGACCUCUGCGGCUUAAAGAGACGGAGCGCGCACAUCCCUGUGAGUGGCGGCGCCCAGAGCGAAUUACAGUUUACAUAACCUGGGCACCAUGACACUGAGACUCUUAGAAGACUGGUGCCGAGGGAUGGA